Funneliformis geosporum is the source of this 768-nucleotide messenger RNA. The record is from the annotation of a GenBank genome assembly. NCBI's taxonomy places the organism in Eukaryota, Fungi, Glomeromycota, Glomeromycetes, Glomerales, Glomeraceae.
AUGGUAUUAGAAUAUGCUCCAAAUGGUACUUUACGUGAUUAUAUUCAAAAGAAUAUUGGGACAUUAGAUUGGAAACGUAAAUCGCUUAUCUUACAAGGGAUUGCGUCGGGUUUAAGAACCAUUCACAGUGCCAAUUUAAUUCAUGGUAAUAUUCAUACCGGAAAUAUUUUACAAGAAAAUUUACGUUCAAAUAUCGGAGAUUUUAAGUUUGCCACGAAAUAUCAUGCCAAAAAGAAACCCUCCUCUUCUUUACCUACCGCUGCCAAUGCUUCGUUAAGUGAAGUAUAUGGUGUAAUGCCUUUCAUUGCUCCUGAAAUAUUAAGAGGACAACAGACUACUUUAUCGUCUGAUAUUUAUAGUUUUGGCAUGAUAAUGUGGGAAUUAUCUUCAUUAAAUUUACCAUUUUAUGAUAAACCUCAUGAUGCUCAAUUGAUUAUGGAAUUAUGCGGUGGAUCUCGUCCUGAAAUUGUUAUAGAAACUCCCGAUGCUUAUGUUUCUUUGAUGAAGCGUUGUUGGCAUUCUGAUCCUUCUAAAAGGCCUACCGCAGAAGAAUUGGUUUACAUUACUGAUGAAUUAUCAUCAUCUAUGUCUUAUAAAAAGAUAGGUUUACCUGAAAAAGUAUUGUUGGAAAAUAGCAUGAUGGAAUCUUUGAAAAAUAUUCAUCCUUCAGCUGUUUAUUCUAGUAGACUGUUGCUUACUCUUUAUGCUAUUCAUAACCAAGAUGACAAUGAAGGUAUUUAUCAUUUUAACAAAAUUCCAUUCCUUUGA